UAUUGAGUAUAUAUGGCCAAGUGUCAGAAGACUUGCAUAUGAAUUCGCCAUUUAUAAAUUUUUAAAGGAGCAGUCAAUUUUAGAGCCCUCUGGUACCUUUGAGGCAAACUGACAUUUUUUUGAUGAACAAUGGCAAUCCUUUCCAAUCCCUUCUCUCCAACCUGAGCUCAUUUUUCACAUUCCAUAUGCCUCAUGCGUUAAGAAAAAGGAGCAGAGCUGAACAGGUCUGUUUCACCUAGGGGUGGAGUUAAUUUCAGGGCCAGAAAUAUAUAAACAGAAUCCUGAAAUCAAGAAAUUAGAAACUGUAGUUGUUUAGCAAUAAUCCAAAUCACUUUACUUUGACGUAUCUUUGAAAUUAUAUGAUUAUUUUGGGUUUGGAAAUACUGUUAUAAUAGAUAUGAUUUUUGGCCUGAUUUUGAUGUCACUGACAAAAAAAAAAAAGAGCCACGUUUCUUUAAAGUAUUAUUUGUUGUUAGUUGAGAUGGUGGAUGCAUAAUGUGGCAGCUUCCAAUUCAGUGUGAUUGCCGACCAAAAGUUAUGGCAGUGCCAUAUAUUUUUUUUAUUACAAUCUCAGAGUACAACCGCUGUUAAGACGCUCGAGUCACUAAAGUGAGUGACUAAAAGCCACUAAUAAGAGGACAGUAUAGGAUGAGGCGAAAUUCAUGGGACAGCUACAGAUACGGUAUUGGAAAUGGCAAAAUGUAAAAACAUGCAAAUGGACAAAAUUCUGUCCUUCAAAUUCUGUUUUGAAUUUUUUUACAUGAGCCCGGAUUUGAAUGCUGGAUGUAGCAAUUUUCUUUAGUCACAAGACAUCAUUAGAGGAUAAUCGUAUAAUCUGACAUGGAGGACAUAUGUUCGUACAGUCUGUUAAACAAUUAGCCAAACCAACCAUCCAUCCGUUUUCUGUCCGGCAUGUCCUACACAGGGUCACGGGAAGCCUGGACAAAGGCAGGGGACACCCUGGAUGGAGUGCCAAUCCAUCAUAGGCCACAAUUACACACACACUCACUCACUCACUCACUCUCUCUCACACACCCAUUCACACACCAUGGACAAUUUGGAAAUGCCAAGAUAGAAUCUUGUAUACUUUAAUUACAAUAUAUUUUAGAUACUGAAUGUUUGUGUAAUUUAGGUCAAUACAUUUCACACAUACCAACAUACCAACUGACAUUUUUAAAAUUAGGCCUAAAUAUCACCGUCUAGGAUAAUGCAGCAGUGUGUUUUUGUGUCAUGUGAGUCUUCUGCUCUUCGUGACCACAAACGCAUGUCGGAUGAGGCAAUAUUUCAAGAGGUCAGACACCCCCCCAGUCCAAGCACGUGCAUUUCCCCGCCAGUUUCCGGUGUCGUCAUUUCUUCAGUGGGGGUAAAAAAAAGAAGAAAAAAAGAAAGAAUGAAAAGAGGAGUGUGAGUGAGGACGGUGUUACUCUUCUCUGGGAACGGCUGUGAGAUUUUAUUGUCUAUUUCGCAGUCUGAAGUCUGUAGAAGGUCUUAUAACGUUCUGUGGAUAAUUUAACAAAUACAAACACCAAACGCAGACACCACCAUGACUAAAGUUUGACCUGACGAGAUUAUUAUUUAUUAUUAUUAUUAUUAUUAUUAUUUUUGAAGGGGGGGAAAAACCCUCAGUUGUCUUCUAAAAUUGUUACAUUCUUAAAAACUGUCUCAAUGCCCGCGGCAAGGAAAAUGAGGAAGCCUGAUAUUAAGAUGGUCAUUCUGGGAGACAUGAACGUGGGGAAAACGUCUCUUCUCCACAGAUACACGGAGAGAGGGUUUAAAGACACGCUGAGCACAGUCGGAGGAGCUUUCUUCCUCAAGCAGUGGGGACCCUACAACAUCUCCAUUUGGGACACGGCAGGUCGUGAGCAGUUCCACGGUCUGGGCUCCAUGUACUGCCGUGGUGCAGCGGCCAUCAUCCUGACAUAUGAUGUGACCAGCUGGCAGAGCCUCUUGCAGCUUGAAGAACGGUUCCUGCCGCUCACUGAUUCUGCCAACAGUGACUGUGUUUUCGCCGUUGUAGGCAACAAGGCUGACCUGACUGACCCAUGCGCCCAAGUCCUGACAACCGAGGACACCCCAGCAGGCCCCACCCCUCCACAUACACCUACUUUCCACAAGCAGGUGGCACCGGAGGAUGCUGUGGCGCUCUACAACCGCAUAAUUCGCUACAAGGCCCUUGACACACCCACACUCCCGCGUGCUGAGGAUAUGUGCUUUGAGACAAGUGCAAAGACAGGGUACAAUGUUGAUGUGCUGUUCGAGACGCUGUUUGAGCUGCUGCUGCCAUCCAUCAUCAGAAAGCAAACACAGACCGAGUCAGCUACUGUAUGUUUGGAGGACUGUCAGGGAGAAGAGAAGAAGAAAAAUGAAUGCUGUGUGUGAAGAACAGGAAUACUAAUAGAUGCAGUAAUGUCUUAGGUUUUCAGUCAUCCAGAUUUCUAUGAAUAAUUAAUAGUGACAAGAAACCUUUAAGAUUAUAAUCAAACCCCAGCUGCUUUGACUUUCCUGAUGCUCUAGCUUGGCCAAAAUCACAAUAUUUACUUGAAAACCAUGACAACUGACCUCAGUCCUGCACCUGUCGUCAGUGAUCGUGGUUUGUGGUCACUUUUUCUGACACCUUUGCUUGAGAUGUUCAAGUCUUUGGGGGAAGUGGAGGAACUAAAGAGUGAUUGUGUGUGAGGAAGAGAUGUUCUCUGUAGAUACAAGCUCUAGCUUGGCCUCUUUACACUGAUCAACAGUGUUGGUAUCCCAGGACUUAAAUAAGACCUUAAGACUGCUGACCUCAGAUCAGCCUGAAAGCGCCACAAUAUUUCAUGUUACUGUGGUUUGUGUCAAGACAAUGAUGGUCCUGCUCUGCUGCAGGUUCUACAGUGGCAUGUACAGGCUUGGAUGUGUGCGAAACUCACUUAUGGUGUACACAUCUGUUUUGGCACAAACAUUUGGACCAGAUUCACCUUUUCCUCUCAAUAUUCAUGUGCCGAGCCUUGAAUUUCUGUUUUAUAGCAUUUUAUUUCAUUAACUGUAACUGUACUGUGAAAACAAUUUAUAGGAUUUUACAUAUUUGAAAACUGAUUGUAAUAUAAAUUAAAAUAAAGAUUAAAUUAUUUUACUUAA
Molecule: messenger RNA, 3111 nt
Organism: Ictalurus punctatus (channel catfish)
Lineage: Eukaryota; Metazoa; Chordata; Actinopteri; Siluriformes; Ictaluridae
Product: ras-related protein Rab-20
Exons: 2
Coding region: 1666-2379 (237 amino acids)
Biological process (GO): intracellular protein transport
Cellular component (GO): endomembrane system
Molecular function (GO): GTP binding; GTPase activity
Source: RefSeq, a predicted model, not a curated record